Molecule: messenger RNA, 651 nt
Organism: Trichoderma harzianum CBS 226.95
Lineage: Eukaryota; Fungi; Ascomycota; Sordariomycetes; Hypocreales; Hypocreaceae
Exons: 2
Coding region: 94-456 (120 amino acids)
Source: RefSeq, a predicted model, not a curated record
CAAGUCUCUUUUCAUCUCUUCGUAUACAUACAGACAAAACAAAGAAGCGAAAAGCGAAUUCAACCCUUUGACGCUUCAGGGGCCAAUGCACAGAUGCAAGUACAUACAAGUACAGGGGGAGAAGGAAAUAAGCCCCAAAGGGCAAAAAACGAAAGCCCACAGCGUUGCCGUUUGCCGGGAACUUUUUAUUCCCGGUCUCAUCUUCUUGGCACAGACGUCAUAUAUGCCGUAAAGGGUCAUUCGGAAUCUCGCAAUGUACUUCCUGUUGAGCUUCGGCUUGCCGAAUCCUGCCGUUUCACCCCUUCUGGGCGGGGGGGGGAUGGCUUCAGUGUUGGCCGUUUCGGAUACCCUGGAGCGAAACAACGAGAAGAGCAAAAGGGUAAAACAGUCAUUGGCAGAGAAACAAUUGUCUUGGCGAUGAUAUUUCCCGUCGUGUUUCUAUAUCCGUUAAUUUAAUUGAGGCAAUUCACGAUUUCGAUGUCCUUGGCACAAGUCUUGGUUCAUUCUCUAUAUGCAAAAUCAUAUCUGCUUGCUAUCAUGCAUAAGACCAAAAUAUGGGAGAAGCAACCCGGUGUCUGUCUCCACACUUCUAGGCAUAGGUAUUCAAUUACAACUCUCCAAUAUAGUCCUCCAUCUCUUCUGCCAGCUCAU